Puntigrus tetrazona (Sumatra barb) is the source of this 2571-nucleotide messenger RNA. Its product is annotated as crystal protein. The record is from RefSeq and is a predicted model, not a curated record. Lineage: Eukaryota; Metazoa; Chordata; Actinopteri; Cypriniformes; Cyprinidae. Gene Ontology annotation, molecular function: cholinesterase activity.
CAUCCCGUUAUGUAUUUAAAUCAGGCAUAUUUCCAAACACACUUCCGACAGUGAAAUCUCUGUGUGGGAUAUGUAAUUGUUGCAAUAUUUCUAUAAACAAAAAUAAUAAAAUACAUGUUUGCGUAAAAGUAGAAAUGGACUAUAAAUACGCAUAGCAAGCACUUCAAGUGUGUUGUUCAUCAUAUUUUUAUUCCUAUUAAAGCAAUAGAAAUGAAUUUAUGUCACGUUUGUCAGCAGCACAGCAUAAGAGAGACAAUACUAUACUAACAAUACUAAUAUGAACAUAACUUGAAAUGUUUAAUUAGAUUUGUUAGCAAAAUUAUAUUAAAAAUAACUAUAAUAUUGUAUUUUUGAUUGACUAGCUUAUUGACAAUUAUCAUUUCUUGGAUGUUUUUUAAUUAUUAUUUGAUCUUAUUUUAAUGACUGCUACACACUGAAGGGAGUUACUGUCAUCAUAGUGUCAUGACUUACUAAUAAUAUUAGAAAUAUUAGCAGCAUAAUAGAGCGGUCUCACAUAAAUCAGAAAUGAUUCAGUAAGUUUGGGUCUAAGAGGGCAAAGCACUGAUUCUAGUAGUAUCAAGAGCGAGGGAAUGUAUGUGAUUUAAUUUUGUAAAGCACAGACAGUCUGUUUGUCAUUACACACCGCUUAAUAAGAGUCACAAGUGCUGAAGCGGCUCAGACUCAGCCGCUGUUCUUCCUCGCAUCGUAUCCAUCCCGACCGGAGCGAAGUCGAGAUGCGUGUUUUGUGUGUGUUUGCGGUGGUGUGUGUGUUCGCCGGAUCAGCUUCAGAAGAUCAGAAGGAGCUGGCAGCGGUCCUGCGGAGCGUGUCUCCGGCCCGGCCGUCCUCGGGGCCCCAGGCCGCCGCCGCCGGACCCAGACUGCUGACUAAAGACGGCCUCGUCCAGGGCCUGGCGCUGGACAAGUGCUAUGUGUUUUAUGGGAUCCCGUUCGCCGGUGCUCCUGUGGGGGAGUCCCGCUGGAAGCCGCCCCGUCCCGUCACGCCCUGGAGAGGGGUGUAUGACGCCAGCUAUCCCCGAGCGGCCUGCAUGCAGGCCUGUGUCGGACCCAUCGCUGACGACUGUCCCAAGAAGGUGAGUGAAGAUUGUUUGUACCUGAACAUCUUCGUUCCUCUGAGCGUGGACCUCGAGGCCCCGCUGCUGACGCCACUUCCGGUGAUGCUGUGGCUCCACGGCGGGGAUUUCAUCGCGGGCUCCGCCUCCAAACCGCUCUACGACGGCCGUUACAUCAGCAACUUCACGACGACGCUGGUCGUGAGCGCCGCCUACCGCCUGGGUGCCUUCGGCUUUCUGGUGUCAGGAAAAGACCCGCGGACUUCCGCCGCGGGGAAUUAUGGGAUUCUGGACCAGCAGGCGGCGCUGCUCUGGGUUCAGCAGAACAUCGCGGUGUUUGGAGGAGACCCGAGCAGGGUGACUCUGUUUGGAGAGAGCGGAGCUCAGUCAGUCGCUCUUCAUCUGAUGAUCCAGAGCAGUAAACCUCUCUUCAGACAGGCCGUCUUCCAGAGUUUACCCUUCUCCAUCCCUCUGAAGACACGGCACGAGUCUUUGAAGCUCGGGAAGAACUUCGCUAAAUCAGCCAACUGCUCGGUUCUGGACCUGCCGUGUCUUCAGUCUCUGAGUCCUCGAGAGGUUCUGGACGCACAGAUCCGGUCCAGCUCAAAGGUGGUGAACCCCUUCCGCUUCCUGGAGCAGUUUGAGAGCUGGGGGCCGUUUGUGGACGGAGAGCUGAUCCGAGAGCAGGCGGUCAGCGCCUUCCUGAAGGGACACUGGCAGAAGGACAAGCCCGUGCUGCUCGGGACCACCUCGGAGGAAGGCGUGAUCUUUGUGUACGGCGUCUUCACGAAGGCCGUGUCUGCGGUCGAGAGCACCGUCUACACCACGGCCAUCUUCAAACAACACGCCAUCAAGAUCCUGCGCAAGUACCUGCCGCUGUACGGCGCCGCUGACCGCAGGGACAUGCUAGCACAGAUUGUGACGGACUACAUCUUCCUGUGCCCCUCGCGGAGGUCUGCGCGCGCCGCCGCGGCCUCCGGUAGCUCGGUGUGGAUGUACGUGUUCGAUCACGCGCCGAGCGACCCGGGCUUGUGGUCGGGCCUGACGUUCUGUUACCGUCACGCGUGUCACGGCGCGGAGCUGCCCUUCGUGUUCGACUCGGCGCCGGCGGCGAAUCUCAGCAUGACUCCGGCGGAGCGGCUGCUGUCCGACCGGACGCUGUGUUACUGGGGCUCGUUCGCUCACGCCGGAGAGCCCGGAGCUCACGCGGACUCCAGCGCGUUCUGCCGGCGGCGGCGUCCUCCGGCCUGGCCGCGCUACACGGCUGACAGCGGCUGGCUGGUCCUGAACCUCACGCUACAUUCACACGCGCAGAGCGGAUCACGGGACGGCAUCUGCGACUUCUGGGACGCGCUGGGAAUAUAUCCGUGAGAAGAAACCGACGAGAUCGUUCAUUCCUCAACGGACUGUAUUUGUGUUUUGUUUUUAAGUGCAAGCGACUGAAGAGUGAACGAUUAAUCGCGAUUAAUCGCGUCCAAAAUAAACGUGUUUGUUCACAAAA